CUAUUGACGUCAUUCAUAUGCAAAUUUGAGUGUCGUUCUCUUCUGCGCAUGUCCGCGCUCUGUUUUGGAAAAAAGAAAAGAUGGCUGCUGAGUAUGGCGACCGAGAGAUGAUUCUCGCAAACUUUCAGAGUAUCACCGGUAUUGAAAACCUUGAUGAAUGCAUCACGUUACUAGAUCAUCACAAUUGGGAUUUGACGGCAUGCGUUAACUCUGUGUUAGCAGAUCAAACGGACUCGCCAAUAAUUGUCCCCCUCUCUCCUAGUCCAGAAGUUCAAAUAAUAGGAGAAUCAGUACCCUUGCACCACCCCCCUAGACGUGUCAAGUUCCUGGUGGAAUGGAAAGACCAAACAAUACCUGUUGUGUUAGAUGAUACAGAUUCUGUUGGGACCAUUAAAAGAAUGCUGGAAAUGCAAAUAGGAAUUCCUAUGGAUCAACAAAGCCUAUUGGGAUGGGCACAUCAUCUACAGAUAACAGACAAUACCAUUCUGAAGGAUCUUUACUUGAAGGAAGAGACUUCUUUGGUUCUCCUGACUCCGCGAGUAACCGAGACACCCAAGCCUACGCAGCCAUGCACAUCUUCUUUCAAAGCGGAGUCUGUUGCAUGUAGCAGCAGUAGCGGUCCUAAUUCCAUGGAUAAGAUUAUGCUAAAUAUUAAGUGUCCAACCAAAGAGUUUAACCUGCCAUAUCCCAUCACUAGGACCAUUGGAGAGGUUAAAACAGAUCUAUUUUCACUGACUGCAAUUCCCUCUCGUAACCAGUGUUGGUCUGGCUGGCCAGACAAUACAAAUGAUGAGAGUUCACUGGCAGCAGCCAAUCUCGCUUUUCCUGUGCAUAAUCUCAUUAUGAACCCAAAAGAUGAUAGCUCAACUUCUCAAGAUCUUCCUGUUAGCAAACCUGGGUCAUCUAAAUCAUCCAGCAUAGAUGUGGACAUGGAUGGUCCAGAAGAUCUUAGUGAUGAUGAUGAGGAACCAUACCAUGUCCAGGAUGAUGAUGAUGAGAUGUUUGCUGAUGUCCCAUGCCCGAGACAGAUCAAUAGAAUGUUACCAGAUGAUUGCUUAGACACUUCAGAUAAUUUGAUUAAAUUUACAGCUCAGUUUGAAGAGAGAUAUGGUGAGACUCAUCCACAUUUUUACAUGGGACCCCUAACAGAAGCGAUCAGAGAUGCAAGUGGCAAGUCAGCAAAAGAGAGGCGACCAUUGUUGCUGUACCUACACCACGAUGGCAGUAUCCUCACUAAUGUGUUCUGCAGUCAACUUCUUUGCGCCGAUACCAUCAUCAACUACAUCUCCAACAACUUCGUCAUCUGGGCGUGGGACAUGACACUUGACACCAAUAAGGCUAGGCUGCUGGAUAUGGUAACGCAGAAUUUUGGAAGUGGUGCCGCUGACACUGUGCGGGGCUUCCCCCAUGAGCAAUUCCCGCUGUUAAUAGUUGUUAUGAAGAACAGAUCUGCUAUGGAAGUGGUCUCAGUUCUUCAAGGUCACGUGUCUCUUGACGAGCUGAUGACAGGGUUGAUGAGUGCGCACGAGACAUUCCAACAAGCCAUGACGCUUGAGAUCAAAGACGAGGAGGAGCGAGAAGCGCGUGAGAUGGUACGCCGGGAGCAGGAUGAGGCCUACCAGGAGUCGCUGCGGCAAGACCAGGCCAAGGAGGAGGAGAGACGGAAGCAACAGGAGCAGGAGAUGAUGGAGAAGAAGCUGAAGGAGGAGCAGACCCUGCACGAGGCGCAGAUUAAAGAGGCUCAGCGGCUAUCCCUGGUGGACCAGUUACCGGACGAGCCCGGUCCAGAGUGCACAGAGCCCAUCUCAGACUUGAGGUUCUGGUUGCCGAACGGAGAGCGAAUCCAGAGGAGAUUCCUGGCAACGAGUCGGUUGAAGGCGGUAUUAACGUUUGUACAAGCGAAAGGUUACUUAGAGGGUGAAUACAAAGUCGUCACUAACUUCCCCAGGCGAGAUCUCUACACUAUAGACAGCUCACAAACGCUGCAGAUUGUGGGACUUUACCCCCAAGAGAAGAUCAUCGUGGAAGAACGCUAAGGCGUCAUGCUCUGCGCAUGCGCGUAUUUGUGUCAUGCGCAGAAGGACGCAUCUUUUGGACAUGCGCAGUAGGCACCCUUAAUUGAUCUAAUUAAAUUCAUUCAAUUCCAGUUUUCGUAUGUAAAGUUCAGGUCAAUUGUUCUAUAUAUAUUUUUCAUGUAUAAAGGAUAUUCUUAUUUAGCAAAAGGAAAGCUCUGGUUAUUUUUAGGAAAAAUUUUGAUGUUAUGGAGUCGCAAUGAUGAUUGUAAAGCGAAGCGGGCAUGAUAAGCGUAGCUGCAGAAAUAAAGUAAUAUAUGAACUUU
Molecule: messenger RNA, 2338 nt
Organism: Nematostella vectensis (starlet sea anemone)
Lineage: Eukaryota; Metazoa; Cnidaria; Anthozoa; Actiniaria; Edwardsiidae
Product: FAS-associated factor 1
Exons: 19
Coding region: 81-2036 (651 amino acids)
Cellular component (GO): endoplasmic reticulum; nucleus
Molecular function (GO): ubiquitin binding
Source: RefSeq, a predicted model, not a curated record